AUGACAUCUAUGGAAAACAGAACUGAAGUGAAUGAGUUCAUCCUUAUGGGAUUAGCAGAUGUUCCAGAGCUUCAGGUCCUUCUCUUCAUCAUAUUCACUUUUAUCUAUCUCAUCACCCUGGUUGGGAACCUUGGCAUAGUAACUCUGGUCUCCUGGGAUUCUCACCUCCACACCCCCAUGUACUUUUUCCUCUGUAACCUUUCUCUGGUAGAUUUUGGAUUCUCCUCGACUGUUACCCCCAAGGUGAUGGCUGGUCUCCUCACAGGGAACAAGGUUAUCUCCUAUAAUGGAUGUGUAGCACAGUUAUUCUUUUUUGGAGCUUUUGCUACUAUUGAAAGUUACCUGUUAGCCUCCAUGGCCUAUGAUCGUCAUGUUGCUGUAUGUAAGCCCCUACAUUACACCACUACAAUGACUUCAACAAUAUGUACAUAUCUAGCCACUGGUGCUUAUAUUUAUGGUUUUCUGACCUCCUCUAUAGUCAUGGGAAACACAAUUAAGCUAUCAUUUUGUCGGUCCAACAUAAUCCAUCACUUUUUCUGUGAUCUUCCCCCUCUCCUAGUUCUCUCUUGCUCUGAUAUUCACAUAAUUGAGUCAGUAAUCUUUAUCUUAGCAUCAUUCAAUGCUUUUUUCCCAAUUCUUGCCAUCUUUACUUCUUAUUUGCUAAUUUUCAUUGCCAUCCUGCAGAUACAUUCUGCUGAAGGCCGCCAGAAAGCCUUCUCCACCUGCGCUUCCCAUCUCACAACAGUGUCUAUAUUUUAUGGGACAAUUAUUUUCAUGUACCUCCAACCUAGCACAAAUCACUCAAUGGAUUCAGACAAAAUGGUGUCAGUGUUCUACACCAUGGUUAUCCCCAUGUUAAAUCCUCUCGUCUAUAGUCUGAGGAACAAAGAUAUCAAGAACUCUUUUAGGAAAGCUGUGAAGGGUCAACAACUUCAAUUAGAUCAGCUUUUGUCUUAG
This is a messenger RNA of Antechinus flavipes (yellow-footed antechinus), 957 nucleotides long. RefSeq names its product olfactory receptor 5B2-like. Gene Ontology annotation, molecular function: odorant binding; G protein-coupled receptor activity; olfactory receptor activity. Gene Ontology annotation, biological process: sensory perception of smell; G protein-coupled receptor signaling pathway. Bases 1 to 957 code for a protein of 318 amino acids. Gene Ontology annotation, cellular component: membrane. NCBI's taxonomy places the organism in Eukaryota, Metazoa, Chordata, Mammalia, Dasyuromorphia, Dasyuridae. The transcript has a single exon. The record is from RefSeq and is a predicted model, not a curated record.